Colletotrichum navitas is the source of this 1860-nucleotide messenger RNA. Its product is annotated as cytochrome P450. Bases 61 to 1683 code for a protein of 540 amino acids. The transcript is spliced from 3 exons. NCBI's taxonomy places the organism in Eukaryota, Fungi, Ascomycota, Sordariomycetes, Glomerellales, Glomerellaceae. Gene Ontology annotation, molecular function: iron ion binding; oxidoreductase activity, acting on paired donors, with incorporation or reduction of molecular oxygen; heme binding. The record is from RefSeq and is a predicted model, not a curated record.
CUAAAGAUUCUCUCCAGCCCUCAUCAAGCACUUCGACAAACCCCAAAGUCUUAACCCAUCAUGGCGUUUAUAUCGCAUCUUUUGCCGGCCGUCACGAGCAUGUCAGGCAUCAGCUUGUUAGCGCUCGGUCCUAUUGUAUUCUUGUACCUCAUCAGCCGAGCGUUCUACAGCGUCCCGUAUCCCAAAGGAGUUCCGCUCGUUGGUGAGCCUGACGGCGCAACGAGAUUCAGUAUUCGUACAUACUGGCGAUACUAUACAGACUGUGAAGGCGUGUUUCGGGAGGCUUAUGAUAAUUACGCCAAGAAGGGCAAGCCAGUGGUCGUCCCCGGAAUUGGAUUUCGCCAUGACGUAAUUAUGCCUACGAGUUAUAUGAGGUGGGUGCAGAAUCGACCAGAAACAGAACUGGAUCUGAACCAAGCCUUUUGCGAAAUCGAUCAGGUGUCCUGGGCGCUUGGGCACGACCGCUACAUUGCGGACCCAUGGCAUGCAACCUUGGUUAAGACUGAAAUUAAUGCUGUGCUGGAGAAUGUCUGUGCCGCCUUGAAUGAGGAGCUCGGCGUUGCUUUUGAUAAAUGGUUUGGGACUGAUCAUGAGUGGAAAGAGAUUGAUCUUUUUGAGUCGGUCAAGAUGGUUGUAGCUCAGGCAGCUAGUCGCUUUACGAUUGGGCCUGAUCUCUGCCGUAACGAAGAGUACCUGAACCUAUCAUUUGACAUAGUCAACCAGCUCAUUUUGAACGGAGGAGCUACGGGUGCCAGUCCUCGAGUUCUGCGGCCCAUAGUCGGUACUCUAAUCAAUUUAAAAAUGCGCAGUAAAAUCAACAAGCUCAGGAGAAUGUUCGAACCGGGCUGGAAAAAGCGGAUCGAAACGUUAAAAUACGACCGAGACGACCCAAAUCAUGUUGAACCACAAGACCACAUGCAAAUGAUGGCUCGCUACGCCAAGGAGCAUCGCCCGGAGGAGUUCAACGACGUCGACAUGAUGGCACGACGCUUGAUCGCAGCCAACUUUGCCUCCAUGCACCAAACCAGCAUUCAAGCCACAAACAUGCUACUCAACAUCUUGGGCUCGGACUCGGAGUUCAAUACCAUCGCUACUUUACGGGAUGAGGUCAAUAAAGUUCUGUACGCCGACGGGAACGACGGGAACGACGAGUGGACAAAGGCCAAGGUCAGCAAAAUGGUCAAGGCAGACAGCGUGGCACGAGAGACCUUGCGACUCAAUAGCUUCGGCGGGCGUGCUGUCUUUCGCAAGGUCAUGGUCGAUGAUUUCAAGACACCGGAUGGAUCCCACUUGCCCAAGGGCACCGUGAUCUCUUUCCUCGGAUUACCAGUACAAACAGAUAGCGAGUUACUAGAAGACCCCCUGAAGUACGACCCUUUCCGUUUCUCCCGCAUGCGGGAGGACGCCGCCGCGAAGGCGGACAAGUCGCCGUCACUCUCCUUCGUCACAACCAGUCCCGAGUUCCUGCCAUUUGGCCACGGAAAGCAUGCAUGCCCUGGUCGUUUCCUCAUUGACUUUGAGUUAAAGAUGAUCAUCGCCUACGUGCUGGGAUACUACGACGUGGAGUUUCCUCCGGAGUAUAACGGCAACCGCCCUAAAAACUAUCGGGUGACCGAGGCCUAUUUUCCGCCAGAUGGUGCCAAGAUACGAAUUAAGAGAAGAGUAACCGCCAACAGGGAAUGAGAAAAUGCGUCGGCGGAUUACAGAAAACCGGGCAUUAGAUGCGGCUAAGGGUGUUCAAGUUUGAUAAUGCUACCGCGGGACAUGAAACUACGUAUUUAUGGAAACGUAGAAUCAGAGAGCCAAAUCCUCACGAUUAGCCCAAGAAGUUAGGCUGAUUCGCUGCGGCUGCAAUUCAAC